UGUGUCUGGUGUAAAUGUGAACUCAGCUCUGAUAAAGUGCUUGUGUUUUAAGAGGAUAAGCUGCUACAAAAUGUCUGACAGUCUUCGGCUUUUAGUGAAAAAUGCCAAACAGGUGGUUAUGGUGUGUAAAAAUGGUGAACAGUUUCUGACCAAAGAUGGAAUGCAGAAUCUGGCAAUUCUUGAGAAUGCAAGUGUGGUAAUUGGACAUAAUGGACUUAUAGAAGCCGUGGGACCGACAGACUACAUCGAAUCCCACUACAGAGAAGCUGUGUUUGAUAAAGUUUUGGAUGCGACUGGCAUGUGUGUUCUCCCUGGGUUGGUUGAUGCACACACUCAUCCAGUUUGGGCUGGAGACAGAGUGCAUGAGUUUGCAAUGAAGUUAGCUGGAGCCACAUACAUGCAGGUGCAUGAGGCUGGUGGGGGAAUUCACUUCACUGUAACACACACACGUGCAACAGGUCCAGAAACUCUGCUGCAGGGGUUGAAGGGCAGACUGGAGCGUAUGCUGAGAGCUGGAACUACACUGGUGGAGUGUAAGAGCGGUUAUGGGCUGGAGCUUAAUACCGAGCUCAAAAUGUUGAAUGUUAUAGACGCAGCUAGGAAGACCAUGCCUAUCGGGAUAUCUUCAACAUACUGCGGUGCACAUGCAGUGCCCAGAGGGAAGACUAUGGAGGAGGCAACUGAGGACAUUCUCUCAGUGCAGCUGCCUGCAAUACAAAAGCAGAUUUCCGCAGGCAAUCUGCAGGUGGACAACAUUGACGUGUUUUGUGAGAAAGGGGUUUUUGAUCUAAAUUCCACACGCCAAAUUCUCCAGGCUGGGAAAGACAUAGGCCUUAACAUCAACUUUCAUGGAGAUGAGCUGCAUCCUAUGAACUCUGCACAGCUUGGGGCAGAGCUUAGUGCUUUAGCCAUAAGUCACCUAGAGGAAGUGACUGAUGAGGGCAUUGCCGCCAUGGCAAGGGCAAAGACGUGUGCUGUCCUGCUGCCUACCACUGCCUACAUUCUCAGGCUUCCACGUCCUCGGGCUAGAGAUAUGCUUGAUGCUGGAGUUAUUGUAUCACUUGGAAGUGACUUUAAUCCAAAUGCGUACUGCUGCUCGAUGCCUAUGGUGAUGCACUUGGCCUGCGUGAUGCUGAAAAUGUCGAUGACUGAAGCUCUGGCAGCUGCCACAAUAAACGCAGCCUACGCUUUAAAUCACUCACAGUCACAUGGAUCUUUGGAGCCUGGCAAACAAGGAGAUCUUCUCAUCAUUAAAGCCCCACGAUGGGAACAUCUUAUCUACCAGUUUGGAAGCCACCAGGAGCUGGUGAGGUUUGUCAUCAUCAAAGGCAACAUUGUUUAUGAAAAUGACAAGGUCUUGGAUCUCUGAAUGUAAAUUGAUUACACAUUGAUUUAAUCAAAGAGAGUAAAAAUGUAUUAAACAAUCUGCAGGAAUAAUCCUGACUGCUGUUAUUAAGGUGCUAUGAAGUCAAACAUUAACCCCCUGAACAAAAAAAUGUAGUAACAUCCACCAAUAUGAGCAGCGUAUACUACAAUAUCAUGGCAUGACUCUGAGGUUGCCUUUUGUGCUUCAUGUCCAAGCAAAACAAUACUAACUGCUCUCAUGUUCCAUUGACUGGACUGGUUUUAGUAAAGAAAUGAUAAAUAUGACUAUUUUUUUUUUUGUCCAGGGGGCUUAAUACACAUCCUUUAGUGAAGAUAUAAAUAAUUGACAUAAAAUGGAGAAACAGAAUUUCUUAGGAAUAGUUCAAUAACACCUAAGGCUAUUUCUGUACUCAACAGAUAUACUAGCAAUAUUACUGUUAGUCAGUACACAGCAAGGUGUGUGAAAAAUGGCAGAUUAAUACUUAUCUUUCAUUAAUGCUUAUCCAGAAAUAGAAAACAGAAUCAUGAAUCAAAUGUAUUUUAUCUACAUUUAUAUAAAUAAAUACUUUUAAUGAA
Messenger RNA from Hemibagrus wyckioides, 1941 nucleotides. It is a transcript of the gene amdhd1, whose product is annotated as amidohydrolase domain containing 1. The record is from RefSeq and is a predicted model, not a curated record. The transcript is spliced from 9 exons. Gene Ontology annotation, cellular component: cytoplasm. NCBI's taxonomy places the organism in Eukaryota, Metazoa, Chordata, Actinopteri, Siluriformes, Bagridae. The coding region runs from base 71 to 1369 and encodes 432 amino acids. Gene Ontology annotation, molecular function: imidazolonepropionase activity.